Molecule: messenger RNA, 1422 nt
Organism: Acyrthosiphon pisum (pea aphid)
Lineage: Eukaryota; Metazoa; Arthropoda; Insecta; Hemiptera; Aphididae
Exons: 7
Coding region: 435-1421 (328 amino acids)
Source: RefSeq, a predicted model, not a curated record
CGAAUUUAUUAGAUAGUGAUCACUAUCAACAUAUUCUAAAAUGUAUCGAAUUUAGUUAUCGACUAAGUGAUUCUGUAAACGCCUCUAUCGAUAGUUUGCGCUUACAAAUUUCGUUACCAACAAGUCGAUAGGAAAUCAUCACCUAAUGAUCAUUUUCUGGGAGUUUAUAAAUUGUAUCCAAUCACAGUGCGAGAAGUAUUCUUAUCAUGAUUCUUUAUCACAGGAAAUUACAUUUAAUUUUAGUUCGUAUUUUCGUUUAAACUUUAAAUUAAUACGAAAAACGAAUUUGUUACUUCACACUCGUAAUUUGUUCCGUGUACUUUUUAUUUAAAAAAAAAACUGAAUAUAUGUGAUUGUUAUACUUGUCUACCUGUUAUACCUGUUAAUUGUUAUACCUGUCUACCUGUCUAUACCUGUUAUACUUGAUUCUAAAUAUGAAGAGGAUAGCUACUCAAUCAAUAUCUCAAAAUGAUGAGCAAGAGAUUAAUCAAAAAAAGUCAAGACAAGGCAGAAGAAAUGAUAAACAAUUAACUUUUAUGGUAGACUACAUGGUACAACACCCUCAUGUCGCCACUGGUAAAUUUAGAACAAUUAACGGAAAAAAUGACCUCGAAGGCUCGUGGGAUGAGUUGAUGCAACACCUUAAUAACCUUCGGAAUCCUGGUGUAAAAGAAAAAAAUACAAAAUCCUGGAAAGAGUCUUGGAGAGAUUUGAAGACCAAGGUCUCAAAAAAGGCAUCAGUGUUAAGGAACUCAAGAAGACAAACCGGAAAUAAACAUAUUCAAUUCAACGAAUUGACUGAGAUGGACAAUAAAGUUUUAGGUAUAGUAGGGUUUGAUUAUGUUGAGGGGACGACAUGCCCAGAUUCAUGGCCAGAAGAACUGGAUAAUGAUGUUGAACAGUUGGCAAACGGUGAUAUUAGUAUAUUGAAUAUAGUACCUACUCCACUAACCAUAAGGCCAAACCAUGAUGAACAUAAUAUGAAUGAUGCAAAUGAUUUAAAUUCAUAUACUGUGGAAAUCUUAGACAACAUCCUGGAGGUAUCACAACAGAUGUCACCGACUUGUGAGUCAGUGCCACAGAUCGCAGUACCUGACUUUUGCACUUCAUUUACACCAGACAAUUCAUUGGCUACACAACCUCUAUUUUCAAAUAUUACUACUGCCACUAAUUCCAAAAAGAAAAAAUGUGAUGUCAAACUUAACACACAAUUUUCCAAUGCGCGUGAAAUAUUCACUAAUCUUGCCAAAACAAGCAACCAACAAAUUGAGCUGUUAACAAAUUCUUUAAGCAUGAUAGCUGAAAGCAACAUACAAAUGGCUGCUGCAAUCACUAAAAUGGCUGAAAACGACGAAAAAAGACUCUUAGUAGAUGAGCAACUUGUAAAUUUAUUAUCUGCUACAAUUUCAAAAUUAAAUUAAA